AUGAUCUUUUCUCUCCUCACCUUCCUUCGGCUGGUCGCAGUGCAACAUGUCAUAAAAACAGUUCCACUUGGCCAAGGUCUACCGAUCAGAACGCUAGUCCCUGCGACUGUGAUCGAUGGCCUGAACAAUCUUGACUACAAUGCAACGCAUGGUAUUACGGCUCACUUCUCCCACGCGGAGACUUCUGGUAGCAUGUACACAAACACACUCGACGACAAAGACGUCGAUUGGCCUUUAGCCAACGGCGACAUACCCUUCGAGCUGUCAGAGGACACAACGCUCGCGCAAGCAGAUUCAAACCUGGUCAAAAGAGUUCCCGCGUAUCGAGGAGUCUGCAAAAUGGACUGUAAACUGAGUCCCGAAGCAUGUACAAACGCUUGUUAUUACCAGAAUUGUAUCAUGGCAGGCCAGACCGUGCAAUACGUGGAGCCACAUGCUGGUUCGGCCGAUCGUGUGCAAGCUGGUGUUGCAGUCAGUCAGGGCACGCCCUGCCAACAAUGGCCGUUUGGACAACGAUUUAUGGAUCCCAGAUUGCAGGCUAAUCUUACACAACUCAGGAUACAGACGGAUGAGUGGCCCAUGUACUCGCAGCAAAGGGAUGACUUCGACCCGUCAGCUACUAGACCACAGUCAUCUCUGAGGUGUAUAGGUGGUAGCGAUAACUCUAGAGGUGGCAACACGGUCAAACGUUUCCGAGAAGGCACCGGAGAGUGGGGCCCGGGUGGCCGAUUCGUGAGCGAUCGCCUGGGAAGUCCGGCCAAAUUUGAUGAGGGUGACUGGUAUGAUAUUGAGUUCUACUUGGGCGAUUUCAAUCUGAAUGAUCCCACCGAGCGCGCCAUAUACGAUGCCUUGAAAUAUUGUCACCCUCAGCCGGACUGCAAGAACGACGGUUUUCAGUUCCACAUGAGCAACCUCCGUCUGACGGACCUUGGAGCAUCUGGUAAACUUGGACAACCUUACGACCACGAGAAACACAACACGUACAGGAUCACUGGCGAGCCCGCCGACAUCAGACAAUUCCACAUCAGCUUGGACGUCACCGGCUUGACCAACGACCAAGUCUCCGCUCGUGUAUACGUGUACGAAAAUGGCGUCGAAACCGAGCUCGCGUCAAAGACCGCAGCACCAAUGGCAAAUGGUACCAGCUUUACGCUCCCUGCUAGCAAUACUCUGCCACAGCCGAUCAGGGUCGAUAGACUGUCGACUGGCUGCCUGGACUUCGCAGUCCUCUACGGCACUCCGGCUCCUGGCGCAAUCAAUUGGUUCAGCUUCAACUCACGGGAUAGUGGAUGGGCGAGAUGGGCGCUCAAGGAGCGCGAUGGGCGAUAUUGCACCUCAGAGCUCAUUCGGGACCCAAAUCCGCAAGUGCAAAUGAGUGGGAUGAGGUUGAAGUGUACAUUUCCUGCUUGGUGA
This is a messenger RNA of Cercospora beticola, 1413 nucleotides long. RefSeq lists its product as uncharacterized. The record is from RefSeq and is a predicted model, not a curated record. Lineage: Eukaryota; Fungi; Ascomycota; Dothideomycetes; Mycosphaerellales; Mycosphaerellaceae.